CAAUCACUACAAACUACCAUUCAAUCCAACAAAAACCCCUUUGAAUCCUCAAAUCAAGCACACAAAUGGCCGAAGUAGCACCAGCAGAUCUCGUUGCGAUUCCGACAAAGAAGAGAACCCGAAAGCCACUGAACCCGAAAACCUGUUCACCCAACGAAUCCAACAUUGUAGCCGGAGCAGCAAUCUCUCAGCCACAAAUCUUUCCAGAGAACUCGAUCGAUAAAGAAAACUCCCAGACCCUUUCGCAACACAAAUCUUCAAAGAUCAAGAAAUCAACCAAAGGAAAGAAGCAAACACAACCCGAUCCUGCAACGUUUGUGUUCGAGAAGGAGCUGAAAGAAAUGCAAGAGAAGCUUGAGAAGAUGACACUUGAGAAGCAACAAGCAGAGGAGCUUUUGAAGUUGAAGGAUCAAGAACUUGAGGCACAUAAUAAAGAGCAAGAAAAGAUGAAAAUGGAGCUUAAAAAGUUGCAGAAAUUGAAAGAAUUUAAACCCACUAUGACAAUUCCCAUUUUUCAAUCUUCAAAAGACAAAGAUCAAUCAAAGAAGAAGAAGAGUGGACAAGAAACUAAAAAACCUGCAACACCAUACAUCAUGUGGUGCAAGGACCAUUGGACUGAGGUCAAGAAAGAAAAUCCUGAAGCAGAAUUCAGUGAAAUAGCCAACAUUUUAGGGGCAAAAUGGAAGACAUUAACCCCUGAAGAAAAGAAGCCUUAUGAGGAGAAGUAUCAAACCGAAAAAUCGGUUUAUUUAAAAAUUGUGGGUACUGAGAAAAGAGAAAAUGAAGCUAUGAAGCUACUGGAAGAAGAACAGAAGCAGAAAACUGCUAUGGAGUUACUUGAACAGUAUAUGCAAUUCAAACAAGAAGCCGAAAAAGACGGCGAUAACAAAAAGAACAAGAAGGAGAAAGAUCCAUUAAAGCCGAAGCGUCCAGAAUCCGCGUAUUUCUUGUUUAUGAACGAAAGACGAGCUGCAUUAAUAGCUGAAAGCAAAAGUGUGGUUGAGAUUGCUAAGAUCACAGGGGAAGAAUGGAAGAACAUGACAGAGAAGCAAAAGGCGCGUUACGGAAAGGUAGCAAAACAAAAGAACGAAAAGUAUGCACGAGAAAUGGAGAUCUACAAGCGGACUAAAGAAACGGAAGCUGAGAUCGCCAAGAAGGAAGAAGAUGAGGUUUUGAAAGUCUUGAAGCAGGAAGCGUUACAAUUGCUUAAAAAGAAAGAGAAAACCGAAACCAUCAUUAAGAAAACAAAAGAAAAGAAGAGCAAGAAAAAGAGCAAAAAGAUUGACGAUCCUAACAAGCCGAAGCGCCCAGCGUCUUCUUUCCUCCUUUUCAGCAAAGAAGCGAGGAAGGAUUUGUCGAAAGAGAGGCUGGAUAUUAGCAAUGCGCAACUCACUGCUCUUGUUUCGGUGAAGUGGAAGGAAUUGAGUGAAGAAGAAAGACAGAGAUGGAAUAGAGAGGCGGCAGAAGCGAUGGAAGCUUACAAGAAGGAGAUGGAGGAGUAUAACAAGAAGAACAAAGUGGAGACCCCUAACAUUGAUGAUGAUCAUCACUAAUUUUGGCUUUUGAUGUUCAACUGGUUCUGUUGAACAUCUUUUAUCCUGUCUUUGUUCAAGUAGUUGAUUGUCAUGUCUCAAGCUUUAGUCACAAAUCAAAGUAUUUGAAUGAAAUAUUGCUAUGAAUGAAAAAGUGAUAAUUACAAUGGAGUAUGUUUGAAACU
This is a messenger RNA of Helianthus annuus (common sunflower), 1717 nucleotides long. Its product is annotated as high mobility group B protein 6. The transcript has 7 exons. Gene Ontology annotation, molecular function: DNA binding. The record is from RefSeq and is a predicted model, not a curated record. Bases 66 to 1553 code for a protein of 495 amino acids. Lineage: Eukaryota; Viridiplantae; Streptophyta; Magnoliopsida; Asterales; Asteraceae.